Plodia interpunctella (Indianmeal moth) is the source of this 9223-nucleotide messenger RNA. It is a transcript of the gene Ask1, whose product is annotated as Apoptotic signal-regulating kinase 1. Gene Ontology annotation, biological process: MAPK cascade; protein phosphorylation. The record is from RefSeq and is a predicted model, not a curated record. The transcript has 26 exons. Lineage: Eukaryota; Metazoa; Arthropoda; Insecta; Lepidoptera; Pyralidae. Gene Ontology annotation, molecular function: protein kinase activity; ATP binding. Bases 126 to 4244 code for a protein of 1372 amino acids.
UCUAUUCCAUCCAUUUGUAGCUAUACAUACUUGCGUACUUUUUGUUGUGGUUUCUAUUUUUGUACUGCGUAAAAUAAGCGAAAAAUGUGGACAUAAUUGUUGAAAUGUGAUUCUCCUUUUGAAAAAUGAUAACAUUCGGCACUGCAAGCUCAACGGCGUUAGAUGAUACAGGAGAAGUGAGGAGUAUAUGUGAAAGCAUUGGAAGUGAUGGCUCUAGUGCUACCGUUCAGCCUGGGAGCUCUAACCAGCGUCCCCGAAUGGAUAUUGCAUGUGUUCUCGAUGGUAUACAGUCAACAAAUUUGCCUCAUAGAAAAAGAGCCCUGGAAGAAGUUAGGAUGGCCUCAGAAUUGGUGAACGCAAAUUUACAUUACAUCACUUAUGAGAAGUUGGAUUUUGGUGAGACAGGAGUGCUGGACACAUUUUACAAUGCAGAUGUUGCGAUUGUGGACCUUAGUGUCCAAGUGCAACAAAUUACUUUGCUAUACCAUCUAGGAGUUAGAGAGAGUUUUGGAAUGAAACAAAAUGUACUAUUGUAUAAUGAUGUUGAUCCUGAUUCAACAUUAAGACUUAAGAUAUCCUUGCCCAAUGUCCCAUUUGUGUCAUACAAACUGACGGAUAUGAGCACCUGUGUGACAACAAAUCCUGCGGCCACAAAGUUUAAAGGGGAAGAAGCAGCCGACCCAAAACAACACCUCACUUUAAGACUCAAGCACAUAUUACAAGACUUCGAGAUUGAAACUAAGGCACAUCUACAAGAGAAGUUUUUAGCUGAUCUACGAAAAGCGCGCGAAACAUACAGUGGUCAAGAAUUGGCGGACGUGCUGCACGCAAUGCGUCGACGAUUGGACGACCCCGCAGUACUUUCAGGUGAUACUAUAGUCAACAUGUUAAUAUCCUACAGAGAAAUACAGGACUACGAUGCAAUAGUGCAUAUAGUGGACGACCUGAAGAUGAUUAUGAAUGGCAAGACUUAUGUCAAAAUGCCGAUCGUUAAGUUUUUAUAUGCCUUCGCCAUGAACAGGCGUAACAAAGAAGGCGACAGAGAAAACGCGCUGAAAGUCUGUGUGCAAGCAUUGGAGAAGAAAGAGAACCGCUUUCCUGAUAUGUUAUGCUUAUGUGGACGUAUAUACAAAGACAAGUUCGUUGAAUCCAAACAUACCGACAUGGAGAGUCUCAAAAAUGCCAUUCAUUGGUAUAGGCAGGGCUUUGAAAUACAGAAAAACGAAUAUGCUGGCAUCAACUUGGCAACGUUAUUGGUUAUAGCUGGAAGUGACUUCAAAAACUCGCAAGAAUUGCAACAGAUUGCCAUGGUUUUAAAUCACCUGAUCGGCAAAAAGGGCAGUCUGUCUUCACUAAAGGAGUAUUGGGACGUGGCGACCUUCUUUGAAAUCUCCGUGCUAGCUCAGGACUACGUGAAAGCUAUACAGGCCGCCGAAUGCAUGUUUAAGUUGAAACCUCCUAAUUGGUACCUUAAGUCCACUAUCGGAAAUAUUGAGCUCAUUGACAGGUUCAGAAAGAAAAGCGAGGAAACAACUCCAGAGCAACAAGUGUUUGAAUUUUGGAUGGAAUAUUUUGUUGAGGCUACCAAGGACACCUGUGAGAGCAUUAUAAGAUUUCCUGUACUAAUUCUAGAAACAACAAAAGUGUACAUGCCCUCUUACGUAAAUGUCAACAUGGGAGCGGAACAGAAGUCUGUGGAGAUAUUCAACCUGUGUAUGGAGGACAUGCGCGGAGAGUGUCGGCAAGUCCAUAGGUGGCUGUUCACGUCCGACAUGAUACGCAGUUACAGCUUGUACAAACGCGACGAACGUUGCUUAUUCCUAUACGUGAGCGAGAACUCCGAUGACUUCCAAAUAUUCUUGCCCUCCGAGGUGUACCGUCAGCAUCUACAUGAUCUGCUGGGGGAGCUCACUGCCGACCAUGAGAAGGUGGCUGACCUUGACACCACCAACAUGCAGGAACAACUCAAGUACGAAUAUGAAUUGGAUGACUUCAACAAGCGGGUGAUAUUAGGCAAAGGCACCUAUGGCGUAGUGUACGCGGCACGCGACCCGCGGACUCAGGUUCGAAUCGCGGUCAAAGAGAUACCUGAGAAGAACCUCGGCGACGUUCAGCCCUUACACGAGGAAAUCCUGCUUCAUUCACAGUUGAGGCACAGGAAUAUUGUACAGUACAUUGGGUCUAUUUCUGAAGACAAUUACUUCAAGAUAUUUAUGGAGCAGGUCCCUGGAGGCUCCCUAUCGGCCUUGCUUAAAUCCAAAUGGGGGCCUUUGAAGGAAAACGAGGCAACUAUAGCAUAUUAUACUAAGCAGAUACUUGAAGGUCUGAAAUACCUCCACGAUCAAAAGAUAGUCCACCGGGACAUAAAGGGCGACAAUGUCCUCGUAAAUACUUAUAGCGGGGUCGUCAAAAUAUCCGACUUCGGUACCUCAAAGCGGCUCGCGGGACUAUGCCCCUCUACGGAGACAUUCGCGGGGACCUUGCAAUAUAUGGCACCGGAGGUUAUUGAUAAGGGGCAGAGAGGAUAUGGCGCUCCUGCUGACAUUUGGUCUCUAGGUUGCACAGUGGUUGAAAUGGCGACUGGUAAUCCCCCAUUUAUGGAAUUAGGGUCACCGCAAGCCGCUAUAUUCAAGGUGGGCUAUUACAAGAUGCACCCGGAGAUCCCGAGCGAGUUGUCCCCGAAAGCGAAGUCGUUCAUACUGCGCUGCUUCAUCUCCGACCCCGAGAGCCGCGCCACCGCCGCCGAACUCAUUGACGACCCCUUCUUGUGCGAAAAAAAGAAGCAACCGGGUCGUCUAGGCGGCAACGUGGACUACAGCCGCAGUAUCUCCGUGCCGGCCGAGAAGGCGAGACAAUCUGCUUCGCAAAAGAAGAUAUCAGAACCAUGUAUACAGGGCACUAUUCCCAGCUCGCCGGAGAUCGAGGUGAAAACGGUCCGGUCUAACCCGACCAUCACUAGGACGGCCUCAUCGAUGCUCUCACCAAUACUGAUAUGUUCACCGGACUUGAACAAUAGCAGUACGAUGCCGAAUACGCCGUCGACGGAUGACAUGGACAGCACAGACACACUCCUCAACAGGCGGAGCUCCUCUGGGGGCCUACUCUCGCCAGAGGUGGAUAUGCCUAACGUGCCUCGUUCAUCCAUAGACGUCGAACACGACGGCUUUUAUCUACUCAAGAAAGAUUCCCAACGGCGUCUCACUCUGUCUCGUGUGUUAGAGCAGGACAGCGAGAAAAUUUGCUCCAAAUGGAUGCUUAGUAUACAACAGGACUUCGGCAACACAGUGUUGACAAUGAAUCACCUGGAAACUCUACGAUGUGCGCUCAAAGACUACAUAAUGGACCAGAAUAGACAUGUGAUCGAACAAGCCGUGACAUCACUCAAGGAAGAAUUAGACUUUGACUCCAACGCCAUACACGAGCUUCACUCAGCUAUAUACAUGUUCCAAGAAGCCGUGAACGUAGUCCUGAGGAUGCAUAGCAUAAAACCCCAUUGGAUGUUUGCAUUGGACAAUCUAGUUAGGAAUGCGGUGCAAGCAGCGAUUACUGUGAUAUCUCCUGAAUUGGGUGCAAAUUUGGCGGGUGAGUCUCGUCGCAGCGCGGGGUGUGCGACGGACGCGGCCACGCCCUCCGCCCUCUCCACCGCCACCUCCACCCGCGACCACCAGCUGCUGCAGCUGCGACAGGACAACCACAAAUUGUUGCAAGAGCUUAUGGAUAGCUACCAACAGUACCAGUUGUUACUACGGCAAAUGUUAGAGGAACAGAAAUCACAGACUCAAAUCAUAAGAGAAAUGGUCGACAGGAAAUAUCCAAACUCAUCACGGGAAUCAAGUCAAGAACCGCCCGAAGAAUACUUCGGGCCGCUUCGCGAGUGGGCUCAAGCGAAGGGGGUCCCUUAUUCGGCGGCGCGGGCGCUCGCUCUCAAUGAAUUCUCGCUGCCUGAUUUAUUGCAACAUGCCCAGAGAGAAGACAUCGCUAGGCUAAACUUGAAAGGAGGCGUCGAACUGCGCCUUUGGCGGGCAAUAGUCGAACACAGGUUGCAAUCAACGUCCACCCGCCUCCGCCGCACAAGCAGCACUGAGACAGAUAUGGACACGAACUCAAUCGUCGUCGUCGAGUGCCAACGUUGCAAAACAAACACGCUGUCUAACUCCUCGUGCGGUACCAACCCUACGAUAGUGAUCAGGGAUGGCAACGUGCAGGUAAACGGUACUGAGCUGGUCAACGUCGACAGCCCUUGACUAUUGCGCGGGUGGUGCGCUCUACAAUAAGGUCUCGGUUAAGAUUUGCUUCCAGUGUUGUGUCUACGACUUUAAUGCUUUGAGAAUAAGCUUCAAAAUUAUGUUCAUUUUUGCACAAUGUAUACUUUGUAGUGUUAUCGAAAUAUGUCCACGUCAAAUAAUAAUAUCUGUAACAAUUUAUGUACUCAUGUAAUGCACUUAAAGAUUCUUUAAUUUUGGACAUAAUCCAUAGUAAAUAUUACUAAAAAUGCUCUUCUCAAAAUUAAAUUAAUCAAAUAUUUCGUAUUGAAAUAUCUAAACAGGUUAUUAAGCUCGUAGCUUUCGUAAUUAUGUUAAUUUAUAAUGUUUAAUCUUAAUACCUUUAGAAUUGUAUAAAAUAAUAGAAUACAUAGUCGGUGUAAAUAAGAAAUGGACAAUAGAAAUCUAAAUGACUAAGCACUGGAGGCUGAAUCUCAACCACGAAUCGAAAGCAAUUUGAUGGCAAUAGGAUGAAAUCGGGUAGUUUACUCCUAGUUUUAGUUGGAAUUGUACAAAUAAUUCUUAAUUCGUUGUGUACUAAUAGUUUUCUAUUUGCCAUAAGUUUUUUGCAGCAAGAUGAGGUGAUAGAUUUUGUAAAGAAAUACGAUUCAGAUUCUGAAUUGGACAUCAAUCAAAAAAUAAUACAAACAUGUAGCUGAACUCGACAAUGGAUAUAUGUAUGGUUUCGAUAGGUAGUCAUAAAAGUCACCUCAAAUACCUUUAGGCGACUUGAAUGAAAUCUGACACCAGUGUUAGUAAUAACUUACUCGAAAAUAAGGAAAGUUGAUGGCGAUACGAAUAAGUAUGUUCCCGCAAACAUUUGUGCUUCACACUGUUUUCGUGUUCCAUUUUUUUAUUUGGGACAUUUUUGCAUAGACAUCCAACUUUAUAAAGUCUCAGUGGCGAUGUUGCCUGUGCAAAUAACUUGUGGUAGAAUUUUUUCGUGUUGACACUAGCUGAUAAGUUACGUAGUCGCUUGUUCACAUUGCUAUAUAUAAAUUGCUUGAGGCCUUGAGUGUAUCACCCUAAUGUUCUUUUGGACAUUGUGUUUUGUCUCUUUGUGUUAUUUUAAGUAUUUGUAUAUAUCUAGUCCUUGUAAGGACUACUGUUGUAUAUGGAACUGAGGUUGAUUUAUAUCUAUUAAUAAAAUUUAUAAAUUUACAGUUGGAAGCUGAAUAUUGUAUAGAAAUACGAAAGUUAUUAUUGGUUAUAGUAUAUAACUGAUCUAACUUUUUUUAUUGAACAACACAGAUCUUUUUAUAGUUGGAAUAUUUAAUAGCCACAGUGCAGCACUAAAGAAGUAAACAACGUAUUUUGACAAUGAUAGUCUUCCAAAUAAUGUGUUCAAAAAUUCCAAUUGUGCACCAUGGUAAUGCGUUGGUGCUGCCAUCUGUACUGAACUAAGCAUUAUGUUCCAUAUUUAAACUACUUUUUUAUUUUAAAUAUGCCUCAAUGACAUCGGCUUAGCAAAUCGGCAAUUUUCCUAUAGUAAAAUGUAUAUUAGGAAACACCGUUAAUUUGAUAAUAAAACGGGUAUUGUGGCAUAACACACUAGUCAAUAAAGUCGGCAACGCGCAUGUCACACUCUUGUGUUGCAGGCGUCCAUGGGAUGCGCUGACCACUUGCCAUCAAGUGGGUCGCUUCUCUGUUUGCCUGCAUGGUAAUAUAAAAAUAACAUUGUUUACGUACAAUACUCAGCUUUCACUGAAUGCGCCCACUCGUUGCGAUGUUUAACAAGUUUAUAUAGCCUGACCUAUACGGGCUUAUAUUGUAUCCGAAAUCUGAUCAUGAGAUCAGAAUCGGAUUUUUUCCUACUUGCAUCACAGCUAUAUGGUGUUAUAGCAAUCGAAAUUUGCCAUCCUGCACUAUUUGAAAAUAUUGCUAUGCGUAACCGUUAAAUAGAGAUAAAAAUGUAAUAACAGGUAUUUUUAAAAUUUUCUAUUACCUCCCGACGAUAAUGAGAUCUGAUCUUUAUUUCAUUUCUACUUCUUAAUUUGCCCUUGUUUCAAGCCGUGUAACGUUAUACAACAAUCGACGCGCAACAUAUCUCUAUCUCAUUUAUUUCCAUUGACUCUAGUGAAAUAGCAAAUCGUGCGUCUAAUUGUAAAUUGUAUUGAGUGAGAGUCAUAUAUUGCGUUUCAGUCGUUGCUUAAAGCCUCAAAUUCAUGGUACUUUUGUUGUGAAACGUGUUGCAGAGUUGCUAACAUGUUGCUUAUCAGUAUUACAGAGUUGACCAUUGAAUGAUUAUAAUGAUAAAUGUGACGCUCCAUGAAAAAAGGUACUUUAAGGAGGCCCCUUACAAUGUAUUAUGUUAUAAUAAAAAUGAGCAAGUGAACAGACUUAAAAAUAAACCAACUUUUCUUGUGGAACGUCACAAAUGUUUAUAGGCUUAACGAAAACGGCUUUAAUUACGGCUUUAAAAUAUGCAGACGCGUCUCAGACGCGUUUGUCUUUAUAUAUCACUACUAUUUUUUGUCAGGAGUUAACACAUAGGUACGUAAAAUCAAUUAGGAUUUAGCACAACUGAUUUUGUAAAUACUUUUAUGAUAUGUAUAAUUAUUUACAUUAGUUUCUAGUCUGAAAUUGUUACUGCAUAAUAUGAACGACGUUUUGGUGUUUGCUGUUAUAUGGUGCUAACUUGUGUGAUUUAUCGAAGUGCCUUUUGGAAAAUAAGCUUCCAGUAAUUUUCACAAUAUCAAAACUGCCGGUUAGUUGCCGGUCUUCGAGUUAUAUGUAGUCUCUGCCUCGCAACCGCAUCAACAUUUUUAUUUUAUGCCUCUUUGAAGAAUCUCACAUUCACAGAAACUGUGAACGAAUCACAUAAAAUAACUAAAAGUUUUGUUGUUUAAAAUGCUUCUCAAGUUAAUAACAAAAAACGUCAGUCAGUCAGAAUGAGUCACAAAAUGACGAUAGUCAAAAUAACGUCAUCGGCAAAUCAACCUAGGUUUAUACAUUCAAGUUGAAAAGUCACGUGAUAAGUUCGUUUACCAUGUUUCUUUUUAACGACGCAUAUUUUCAAUAAUUUGUCCUGAAAUGUUUUAUAAGUUUCGGCUUCGUCUAUCUAACCGGCAGUUUGCGAGUGAGAACUUAUUAUUAUUUGUUUAGUGACAGUGAUGCUUCCAUGUUUCAUAAUAAGUAACAAAACUGUUUUAAUCUACUUAAUUAAUUUCUCGUGCGAAUUUUAUAUCGGUUGAACUUUUCUUGAUUAAGUAAAACAUUAAUUUAUAUAACAUUGAUUGUCAAUGUUAUAUAAAUUAAUGUUUUGUGUUAUAAAAACUUACUUAGCUACCGUCAGGCGUAACACGGCUUCAUUGCACUUUGUACCUUAUUCAAAAUACGUUAAGGUUAAUUUUCCACCAGUGCACAGUAGGCGAGUAGUGUAGAAGGCAGCGGGAUUCAUUAAUUUAUAACUUUUUAAAAUAUGAUUUAUUAUCAAUAUUUUGAGCUCCGGUUAAUCACCUUGUACAUUAAGCUUGCUGGAAAUCUCAUUUUUUUAUUUCUGGUCACAAAUAAAUUAUCCUAUAGUAGAAGUGUUAUAUUUGUUCAAAUCUCUAGUAAUCAUAACUCGAUAUGAAAGGUAGCUGAAGCUGUUGCGAUAUGAAUAUAACCAUCGUUAAAUUUUAAUGUAAUUUGUUUAAUAUGUUAAACGUUAUGCCUAAGAAACGAACGAGUCGAAUCGUUAUUUAUACAUAUUUGUAUACAUAUAAAUAACGUAUACGUAUAAACCAUAUCAGUCUACAUUAUAUGAUAUUUUGUCUUAUUACCUAGCAGUUAGGUAAAAUUAAAACGUCAAAUGUAAAAUGUUAUAACCAAAAUUGCCUUAUGACUAAAAAACUUUCUUCACUAAACGUUAACUACGCUUUGCCUAAUGUGCCUUCUGUACUGAAUAAAAUAUUUUCACAUUCGUUUACAGUUGAUCAAAGUUCUAUGUAAUAGUUGGAGAUUACUAUAAUCAAAAAAUAACAAACAUGAUAGAAAAUAAAUAAAUUGUAGCAUUUUAGGCAAAUCUGUAAUAUUCAUGGAAUAUUUCUUGCUUCAUUCAAGUGCCAUAUAUAUGUAUAUGUAAUUUAGUGAUAUUAAAUCGUGUUCUUUUUUUUCAUUAUUUAAAAAGUCGAAACGUUUACAGGGUGAAUCGAUAAAUUGGAUAAAAUGAAGUAUUAAUUAUUGCGGAUUGUUUAUGUAAAUGUUUGUAUAUAUUAUAUUUAAUGUACACAAGGUGGCUAAUUAAUACACAGCCAUUGUGCAUCAGAUUUUGCGAUCAACAUUUUUAAAGAAAUUCGUGAAAUUAUAUUUAUCUCGUUCGGGUUCAGAAUUUGACAUGAUGUCGAUGUUUAAAAAAUAUUAUAAAUAUUUUUUGUCGAACACUAAAUGAGAUUAUUUGUUAGAACUUCACUCAUAUCGUUACACUGAUAUCCUCUAAAUAUGUACUGAAAUGUUCACCAAGUGACAUGUUAAUAUAAAUUUGUGUACAAAAAUUGAUAUUGUAUUAAAUUUAUUGAAAACUAACGAAAUACCACAUUAAUAAGGAAUACAUAAAAAUUACUUUUCUUUGCCUUUGGUUAACAAAGAUUUUUGAUUCAGUUUUUAAUAUAGAUCAGCGAACAGAGAUGAGUUUACGCCAAUCGAAAUGUUUUUUGUUUGGGGCGUAAAUCGAUCUCAGCCAGUCAGUCUUAUACGGAAAUGUAUUUAAUCACAGAAUCACAAUAGCCAUGUCUGUCACAUACACAGAAAUCGUUUUUCUUUUGUUAGAAGUGAAUGAAGACUGCAAAAUCUGACCUAUCUCUGCAAGCCAGUGUUAAUGUGAGUCUCGUGUCAGACUUCGGUAUUUUUUUAAGUUAUAAAUGAUAAGUUUACUGAAAAAAUGUCUAUAAGAUGAAAGUUAACCACAUAAUCUCUUUUUAUAAUGGGACAUUAUCCCCUAUUUGAAAAUUUACUUGUAAAUCUUAUUAUAGAAAAAUAAA